Molecule: messenger RNA, 2712 nt
Organism: Synchytrium microbalum
Lineage: Eukaryota; Fungi; Chytridiomycota; Chytridiomycetes; Synchytriales; Synchytriaceae
Exons: 16
Coding region: 1-2712 (903 amino acids)
Source: RefSeq, a predicted model, not a curated record
AUGAAGGUAAUGCGGGUUAGAGCUCUUCUUUCGACCAUCGCGGCACUGCUUCGGUCUCGAACUGUUCAAAAUGUAUUAAAAGGAACAAUCAGUUUGCUACUUGGAUGUAUCUUGAUCUUUAUAAGUGGAAGCAAGGAUAUCUUGAGGCCAACAGUGUGUUCCAAUACUCUGAUUGCCAUCGUAAUCAACACUUCGGCAACAACGGUCGGUGCAUACCGAAAUGGUGCUCUUCGAGCAACCCUGGGCAUAUUAGUUGGAGCUGUCUCCUGGACUUUGAUUGGGUUAAUGAAUGGAUCAACUUAUGGUUAUGGAGCCUUCGUAUUCGUCACGAUUUAUUGUCUGAAUUAUAUUCGGGCGGCGGAUGCAAAGUAUUAUCCAGCAACGCUCAUUGCGUCCAUCAUGUCCUUCCAAGGAGUCUAUUAUAGUUUUACAACAACAGCAGGCCAGUUUAAUGCUGACAAUCAGACACAGUUACUACAUACGAUGUGUGCUUUCGCAUCUGGUGUUGCUAUCAAUUGGAUUGUCAAUCUCUUCAUCCUGCCUGAAUUCGCAGAGGUCAGUCUGAAGGAACUCAUCGGAGCGAAUCUUACUGGUGCUGCCAUACUAGUGGAUCUGACUACAAGAACGUAUCUGCUGACGACUACACUUGAUGAGAACUCGACUCGCGAACGUGAAGUGAAACGAAUACGAGAAACCCUAGACACGAUUUCUGACAAGAUCGCUGAAGCAUCUGCAGAAUCCUCCUAUUCGCAACUCGGUAUUGAAGAGUACUCUCAGAUCAAAGAUCAUCUGAGAACGAUAGGCCAGCAUCUAUCGGCAAUUGAUGCAUCUUUGAAACUCCACUCCUUGAUCACCUCACCAGGGUACGAGCAAACAUUUGCUCUGCCACUCAAAGACGCUCUGAAUACCCUCUCUGGAAGCAUCCAAAAAUCAUUGAUUGGUACACGCGACAGACUCAUGGGUUUUGGACCAACUACGUCUCUUCAGCGACGAAUAUCCAAACGAUCUGCGCAGUCUGUCUCGCUCCUUGAGCAUGGAGACCAUCAUCAGAUUCCGCUAGACGACCUUGAUGCUGGUUAUCGACGAUUUGAAGACAUACAAUACCGAAUCAUGUAUGGUCUGUUUGAGCCCACGAACAGCAAUACCGAUAAUUUCCUGCCAUCAGAAAGUGUAUUGCUAGAAGAAGAAGAAGUUUCGUUUUGUACGGUUGCAGUCCCAGUGUUUAGAUGUAGAACUUGCAGUUUCUUCUCUCCUUUUGCGAGACUCCGCCACUCUGAUAACGACAGUGUCAUCACAUCAUUUGGCGAUGAGCCACAACAGCCAGCAGCAUCCCGGAGCAAACGACAUAAAUCAGCUCUAUCAAAGUACUUUCAAACAAAAACAGUAGAAUUUCUCAAGCAGCUGAAGAGCUCAGAGUCUGUCUUUGGACUCAAAGUGGCGGUAGCAAUAUCGCUUUUAUGCAUAGUAUUGUUCUCUCAAAGCCCUUUCUUUGAAACAUGGAAUUUGCCAAUGUCAGGCACUGUUGGUGUGCUGGUAGCAAUUUCUCCCAAUGUUGGUCAGACGUAUGCAACAGUCGUGGUCAAUCUCACAGGAAACAUUUUCGGUCUGCUUUGGGCACUUUUCAGUCUCACUAUAUGGACGGAUAGUGACAAUGUUUACAAUCCAUAUGGGUUGGGAUUCUUCACUGUACUCCUAGCCAUACCAUUCUCAUAUGUCGCCCAGAAUUAUAAGACUAUCAAACCAGUCGGUGUGCUCGCUUUGUUUUCCUUCAGCAACGCCAUGACAUUAUCAUAUCUUUAUCGAUUCAAUGGACCGGAUGGACUGCCAUAUGCAGCACCUGCUGUACGAUUCUACCACCAAUUGGCCAUUACAUCCAUGUCAAUCGGGUUUGCUGGACUUUUAUCGGUGGUUAUUCUUCCCAAUCUCGCUCGACGUGUGUUGAGGGAGGAGAUAUCAGCAAUCAUUGCUAGGAUUGAUCAAUUUUAUACAGAGCUGGUUUCUCUGACAUAUUUGGUUCUUCCUGGUCGAGUCGCCAAAGAGGUAGCCAAUGAAACAGGUUUGAGAGAACAAAUGUUGUCGAAUGUUACAAGGAUACAGGCAUCGCUACCAGACAUGUUUUCAAGACUAGCUACCUUACAAGAAUACGCUAAGGUUGAACCGAGACUUGAAGGGCUGUUUGAAUCCGAACAAUAUGCCGCCCUAAUAUCAACCCUAUCGUCUAUUGUGGAUCGCUUGAUAUCAGCACGAUGUGCAUGUGGGGACAAGCCGUUUGUCGCCAUGUCGUAUACCUCUGCCGAGGUUCAAAAAGCUCGUUUUGAUUUUCAAUCAACAACCAGGCUCUUGCUCUAUUUAUUUGCAUCUACAUUGUCUUAUAAGCAACCACUGCCACCGAGCUUGCCAUCUUGCGAAAAAUCUCGACAUGCACUAUUUGGGACCUUUAUCAGAACAGCGCUCAGCAAAAGUGGACCUCAGAAUCGUGAGAUUCAAACCAGUCGCGACUUUAUCAGAUUCUACAGCUGGGCCAUUUGCAUGAAGAAUGUGGCCAAGGAGAUCGACUGUUUGGGGGUGAUUCUGUCCGCAUUGUUUGGAACAAUGCCCGACGAUUAUUGUCAUUUGCUGCUUAAUGACAGUGCUGAUUCUGACCUGGAUGAAGAUGCAGUUGAAACUGCUAAGGCGUAUACAGCCAUUGUUGAUAACUCAUAUAGACCAUGA